CUUUUUCGAGGGAAAGUGAGAGAGAAGGAGAGAGAGGGGGGAGUCGGUGAACUGGAGCUGGAAAAGGUAUUUGUCUGUUUGGCUCCAGUCAUGGCCGGGAGCUCAGAGAAAGUACCCAUUGCAACGGCGGAACCAGAGGACUCGUACCAGUUCAUGGCUCCGGCUCACUCCACCGUGUCUCUGAGACCAGCCUCCACCGGACGCCUCCUGAAGGCCGGGAUUGCUGUGCUCGUAACCGGAGCCGUUCUGCUUCUGCUGGGAGCCGUCGGGGCUUUCUACUUCUGGAACAACAAUGAAAAACACGUCUACAAUGUCCACUACACCAUGAGCAUCAACGGAAAAGUGGAGGAGGGUUCGAUGGAGAUCGACUCGGCCAACAACAUGGAGAGGUUCAGCACAGGCAGCGGGGCGGACGAGGCGCUGGAGGUCCACGACUUUGAGAUUGGAAUCACAGGGUUACGGUUUGCAGGAGGAGACAAGUGCUACAUCAGGACCCAGGUUAAAGCUCAGCUCCCUGAUGUGGAGCCUCUGAACAAGGACUCAAAGACAUUGGAACUGAACGAUGAGGUGAUGCCCGCCAAAGUCGAUGACGAUCUGAUCCUGGUGGCUGCAGGCCCCCCUCUGCCCGACCCCUCCUUCCUCAGCAGCAAGAUCAUGGACCUGUGUGGAGACCUGCCAAUCUUCUGGCUCCGUCCCACAUACUCACCCAGAGGCCAGAGGAGCAGAGCCAUCGCCCGCCAGCGCCGCCAGGCAACUCCUACGGAGGACUAUGAGGACGUGGAGGCUGAGUUCAACCCAGAGAACCCCUAUCAGCGAGGACUGGAGGGCGAGCAGGGCACCACGGAUAUCGACCCCAUGCUGGACCACCAGGGCAUAUGCUGCAACGAUUGCCGUAGGGGUUACACCCACUGCCAAAGGAUCUGUGAACCGCUCGGGGGCUACCAUCCAUGGCCGUACCACUUCAGAGGCUGCAGGGUGGCCUGCAGGGUUAUCAUGCCCUGUAAAUGGUGGGUGGCGCGCAUCUUAGGGCUGGUGUGAGAAAACCCCAAACUCAUCUGAGACGGCAUGGGGUUGAAAGGGAGGCGAGAUGAAGGAAAAAGUUUAAAAGAAAAAGGAGGAGUUGAUAACUUUACUUGUAGGAUACUGAGUUUGAGCAGAUUUGUACCAAAAAGAACUGCUGCUGUGAUUAUAAACCUCACAUCUAUAAAAAAGCUGAUUUAGACAAUAAAAGGCUGUACAGAG
Molecule: messenger RNA, 1242 nt
Organism: Cyprinodon tularosa
Lineage: Eukaryota; Metazoa; Chordata; Actinopteri; Cyprinodontiformes; Cyprinodontidae
Product: leukocyte cell-derived chemotaxin 1-like
Exons: 7
Coding region: 91-1038 (315 amino acids)
Biological process (GO): negative regulation of angiogenesis; negative regulation of endothelial cell proliferation
Source: RefSeq, a predicted model, not a curated record